AUGAGCGGCCUCCGAUUCCUCGACCUGAUUAAACCUUUUACGCCCCUCCUCCCGGAGGUGGCAGCCCCGGAAACUAAGGUUCCCUUCAACCAGAAGUUGAUGUGGACGGGGUUGACCUUGUUGAUCUUCUUGGUCAUGAGUCAGAUGCCUCUGUACGGCAUUGUCUCCUCCGACACCUCGGAUCCUCUGUACUGGCUGCGUAUGAUGCUGGCCAGUAACCGGGGUACUUUGAUGGAAUUGGGUAUCACCCCCAUCAUCUCCUCCGGCAUGGUUUUCCAGCUCCUCGCUGGUACCCACCUCAUUGACGUCAACCUGGACCUCAAGACCGACCGUGAGCUCUACCAGACCGCUCAGAAGCUCUUCGCUAUCAUCCUCUCCUUCGGUCAGGCCUGUGUUUACGUCCUGACUGGUCUCUAUGGCCAGCCCAGCGACCUUGGCGCUGGUAUCUGUGUUCUGCUGAUCGUCCAGCUGGUCGUUGCCGGUCUGGUUGUCAUCCUGCUGGACGAGCUGCUCCAGAAGGGAUACGGCCUGGGCAGUGGUAUCUCCCUGUUCAUUGCCACCAACAUCUGUGAAUCCAUCGUCUGGAAGGCGUUCUCCCCCACGACCAUCAACACCGGCCGUGGCCCCGAGUUCGAGGGUGCCAUCAUCGCCCUGUUCCACCUUCUGUUGACCUGGUCCGACAAGCAGCGUGCUCUGCGUGAGGCCUUCUACCGCCAGAACCUCCCCAACGUCAUGAACCUGCUGGCCACUCUCCUGGUCUUCGCCGCUGUCAUCUACCUGCAAGGCUUCCGCGUGGAGAUCCCUGUCAAGUCCUCGCGCCAGCGUGGAAUGCGCGGCUCCUACCCCGUCCGUCUCUUCUACACCUCCAACAUGCCCAUCAUGCUGCAGUCCGCUCUGUGCUCCAACAUCUUCCUGAUCAGUCAGAUGCUGUACUCGCGCUUCUCGGACAACAUCCUUGUCAAGCUCCUCGGAGUCUGGGAGCCCCGCGAGGGAUCCGCCCAGCUGCACGCGUCUUCGGGUAUCGCCUACUAUAUGUCUCCUCCCCUCAACUUCAAGGAGUCUCUCCUCGACCCCAUCCACACCGCCGUCUACAUCACCUUCAUGCUGGUGGCCUGUGCUCUCUUCUCCAAGACCUGGAUCGAGGUCUCCGGCUCCGCUCCCCGUGACGUUGCCAAGCAGCUCAAGGACCAGGGACUCGUGAUGGCCGGCCACCGUGAGCAGAGCAUGUACAAGGAGCUCAAGCGUGUUAUCCCUACCGCCGCCGCUUUCGGUGGUGCCUGCAUCGGUGCUCUCUCCGUCGCCUCGGACCUUCUCGGUGCCCUGGGCAGCGGUACCGGUAUUCUCCUUGCCGUGACUAUUAUAUACGGAUACUUUGAAAUUGCCGCCCGUGAAGGCGACAUCGGAGGAGGUCUCAAGGGCCUGGUUCCCGGCAACUAA
This is a messenger RNA of Aspergillus affinis, 1437 nucleotides long. RefSeq names its product translocon subunit SEC61. The transcript is spliced from 5 exons. Gene Ontology annotation, cellular component: Sec61 translocon complex; membrane. The coding region runs from base 1 to 1437 and encodes 478 amino acids. Gene Ontology annotation, biological process: post-translational protein targeting to membrane, translocation; SRP-dependent cotranslational protein targeting to membrane, translocation. The record is from RefSeq and is a predicted model, not a curated record. NCBI's taxonomy places the organism in Eukaryota, Fungi, Ascomycota, Eurotiomycetes, Eurotiales, Aspergillaceae. Gene Ontology annotation, molecular function: ribosome binding; transmembrane protein transporter activity; signal sequence receptor activity.